Molecule: messenger RNA, 1050 nt
Organism: Lasiodiplodia theobromae
Lineage: Eukaryota; Fungi; Ascomycota; Dothideomycetes; Botryosphaeriales; Botryosphaeriaceae
Exons: 2
Coding region: 1-1050 (349 amino acids)
Biological process (GO): mitotic sister chromatid segregation; kinetochore assembly
Cellular component (GO): nucleus
Source: RefSeq, a predicted model, not a curated record
AUGGACCGCACCCGUCCCAGCACGCUCCCGCGCAUCCAGCACUACGCCCCCCCGCCCGGCACCCAGAUGGACCUGGAUGCUCCGGACCAUUCUGCCUUUGAAGCUCGCCUCACGCAAACCGUACGAGAGCUACAGGAACGCGUCGAGCAGCAGCAGCAUGCGCUGCACGAGCUCCGCGCUUCCGCACGCCAGCCCGCGCUCCACGCGCCUUCUGCGGAUGCCCGGGAACGCCUCCGGCAACUAAGGGCUUUGCAGAACGCGUACGAGCGCCUAACCCCUGCAGAGCCGUAUCUUCCUGGCGCAACAUCAGUCCUGCCGGCUCUCCUUGCAACAGACAUCACCCAGACAUGCAUCUCCGAGACCAGAGACGCUCUCACCAUCUCACGUGCGAAACUCGAGGCUGCACAGAGAGAGCUCGACCGAGAAGAAAGCGGCCUCCGAGAUGCGAAUGCCAUCACCCAAAGCUUGGAGGCACGUGUCGGCGUGCUCCAAUCUCAGCGCCAGGAGCGGGCGGCCAAAACAGCGCCGCAGCUCGCCAAGGAAUUACUGACAUCAACACGCAAACGGCAGCAGAAAUACGAUGUCGAGAGUCGACGGCUUCAGUCUGCCCUCGAGAGUUUCGUCGAGGAGCACCUGGCCACUCUGGUCGCUGCCGAGGAGCUUGGCGGGCCCGUGGUGGGCGAGCUUAUGGACGUUGAUGACGAAAUGUUGUCCGCAGGCUUCUCUCAUCAAGGCAAGCCAAAGCCAUUGAAGCAGGGGAAGGCGGCCGUGGACAGGCGACAAAUGCGAAUCGACAAGAUCUGGGGUACAGCCGGCGCGAGCAACGACGAGCCUCUGGGCGAGAAAGAUGCUGCCGCCACGGAAAUUAGGUUGCUGGUUGAAGAGCUUUUGCGCGCGUUGUUGGGCGAGAGUAACGGCGGAGAAUACGUUCAGCUGAGCAGAGACUCUGCAGCCGCCCGCUUCUUGGUCCGCGCAAAGGUUGCGCAAUUCCACCCAAAAGACGCAAGGAAGCUUAGAUUGGUCGAUUUCGGUCGGGACUUGGACGUAUGA